Closterium sp. NIES-65 is the source of this 735-nucleotide messenger RNA. Lineage: Eukaryota; Viridiplantae; Streptophyta; Zygnematophyceae; Desmidiales; Closteriaceae. The record is from the annotation of a GenBank genome assembly.
AUGGUUGGGUGCUGUUUGUCAAACCUGAAGGCAACGCGAGCGAGGGACGUUCGGGAAGCAGCCGAGCCCAGUCUUCCGAAAGCUGGGUUGUACGCUUAUGGGGUGACUCAGCCCCUCGCGGCCCCUUCGCGGCCCGUCGCCGCCCUUCCAGGCCCCUCGCGGCCCCUUCGCGGCCCCGUCGCCGCCCCUAUCGGCCUCGUCGCCACCGCCAGCGGCCCCGUCGCCGACCCUAGCGGCCCCGUCGCCGCCCCUAUCGGCCCCGUCGCCGCCGCCAGCGGCCCCGUCGCCGCCCCUAACGGCCCCGUCGCCGCCCCUAUCGGCCCCGUCGCCGCCGCCAACGGCCCCGUCGCCGACCCUAGCGGCCCCGUCGCCGCCUCUAUCGGCCCCGUCGCCGCCGCCAGCGGCCCCGUCGCCGACCCUAGCGGCCCCGUCGCCGCCUCUAUCGGCCCCGUCGCCGCCGCCAGCGGCCCCGUCUCCGCCCCUAACGGCCCCGUCGCCGCCCCUAUCAACCCCGUCGCCGCCUCCAGCGGCCCCGUCGCCGCCUCCAGCGGCCCCAUCGCUGCCACUUGCGGCCCCGUCGCCGCCCCUUUCGGCCCUUCCUCGACCCUGCCCCGGCCCCGCCACGGACAUGCUACGUCGCCAGUCGCGGCGCACCGGGGGCACGUGCACCGCCCCCCCCCUCUUUUCCCGUCGCCCGUCGCGGCUCCCUCGGGGGCACCUGGGGGAGGGGGGUAG